Molecule: messenger RNA, 1962 nt
Organism: Abrus precatorius (Indian licorice)
Lineage: Eukaryota; Viridiplantae; Streptophyta; Magnoliopsida; Fabales; Fabaceae
Product: double-stranded RNA-binding protein 1-like
Exons: 6
Coding region: 67-1443 (458 amino acids)
Source: RefSeq, a predicted model, not a curated record
AAUCUGGCAUGGGGAGAUAGAAGGGAAAAGAAUAGAGUGAAUGAAUGAUUAGGAAAGAGGGAAGAAAUGUACAAAACGAAGAUUCAAGAGCUGUGUCAGAGAAGGUCAUGGCGCAUACCGGAAUACGAAACCACCAGAGAAGGCCCAGAUCACAACCCUCGCUUCACUUCCACCGUCAUCGUUAACGCCAUCCCCUUCCGUUCCCCUACCGCCGCACGCACCGCCAAACAAGCACAAAACGACGCCGCCAUGCAAGCCUUCCUCCAUUUCGUAUCUCCGUCACCGUCACCGUCACCGUCACCGUUAUCGCCAUGCUCUUUUCCCCAACACUCUCUCUCUAUCUCUGGUUUCUCUUCUUUUCCUCAACCUUCUCUUUGCGAAUCAUCUCCUGGUUCAUCUGGUCCCAGCUUUGAUGUUGAUAACAUACUUCGGACAAACAGAGUGUUGCAACCAAGAUUAGAAGAAGGGUGCCAAACUUCUCCAAUCAAUAGCCCUGUAACUGUGGUUAGAGAUACAAUGACAGCGAAAGAUCAUAAAAAUAUGUCACAUUUGUACAAGAACCAGCUGCAAAGCUAUGCUCAGAAGAGAAAUCUAAAUCUUCCUGUGUAUUCUUCUGAGUGGGAGGGUCCUCCUCAUGCCAUGCGUUUCAAGUGCAGAGUCACUGUUGAUGGACAGACAUAUGAGAGUGAUAAGUUCUAUUCUUCAUUGAAGCAUGCUGAGCAUGCAGCAGCUGAAGUUGCUUUAUUGUUUUUAUCACCGGAUGGAGUUCAAGAGGAUCGUACUGGGUUGUACAAAAAUCUUUUACAAGAAUUGGUUCAAAAGGAAGGAUUUGGUUUACCUAUUUAUAGUUCAAGUAAAUAUGGUGAAGCUCAUAUGCCAAUAUUUGUGUCACAAGUGGAGGUGGAAGGGGAGCUUUUUACUGGGCAAGAAGCUAAAUCCAAGAAGCAAGCAGAGAUGAGUGCAGCCAAGGCUGCUUAUAUGGCUUUGAAAGAGCGCAAAGGCAAGUUAGAUCAGAGCUCUUAUUUUCCUUUUCCAACUCAUGAAGGACAAGCUCCUGAGUUCUCAUCUGACCACUCAGAGUCAAAGGCUGCAGCUGAUCUGCCGCACAAUACUAAUCCAAAUUCACUUGUAAGCCUUGGAUUUGUCACCGAGAAUCAACAAAACAAAGAUAGACCUAAGGAAGGAUUUUCUUCAUAUGGAAAUGCAACUGGAUGCACGGAGGGUUCUUCCUUGUCAAAUGACAAGUCUGCACCUUUUCUUUCAGACAGCACCAAAGUGGUUUCUGACACAGGCAAUGGUGCAUCUUCAACUGCGGUGGACUCCACAUCGCAAAGAAAAAAGGUUGUUGUUUACUCACGCAAGACAAACAUGGAAAUUGAAGAUGGUGGUACUUUAAUGCCGAUUAGUGAUGACAAGUGGGUUGCUUACAAAUAUUCUCAUUAAGAUAAUUGGUGUUGCAGGCUCGCCUGUGUCCUGUGUCCUGUUUUGCAUCUCUAUCAAAUGGGCUAAUGUAGAAGGAUCUGGUUCCUCUAAAAUACAAGGUACGCCCUAAAUGAUAAAGGACGGAACAAUAACCAUUGACUAAAAAAUCAACUGAUGAUAGUUUAGUAACUUUUCUCUGCUGAGAUUAUGUUGGAGAACAUUUAAGAAUAUAAACAUGUUGAUAACUAAGGGAAUUUCUUUGUGUUCAAUGACAACAAAUGUAAAAUGACAAAUUAUCUUACAUUCUUUUCAAAAAGGGAUACUCAGCAAAAGUGUACACUUCCUAGUUUGACACUUCCUAGUUUGAUUUCCGCACGGCUAAGCACAAGCAGCUAAAUCCAUUUCCUCAGCAAGACUAUUUUCUCCUUUGGUUUUGGGUGCAUUGAAAAGUCAAUUUAUAAACUAAUUCUGAUGGAAACUCGGAUUGGUGAAUUAAAUUGUUAUAAUAUGUGAAAAAGAUCAUUUAGUAUCUUGAUUUUU